AUGGAAAGAGAAGAAAGGUUCUUGGAGAUUUGCAAAGGGAUUCGAAGUUUGGAUGGGGAGAGUGUGAAUUCAACGAUUGAAUUCAUAGAGACUCCAUGUGCUAAGGAGUAAAGGGAUAUUGUGAGGAAAUUGUUGAGGAAGGGAUAUAACAAUGCUCAAAUUUAUUCUGAGGUGAAUAGAGUAUUUGGAACGCAUUCGAUUUUGAAAGUGUAUUGUUGGGAUGUGUAGGACCCGAAGAAGUAUUUGGGAAUGAGCAUUGUGGGAUUGAGUCUUGGUUUUGGAAUUGCAAUUUUGAGGAAAGCAAUAAGGAAAUGA
Molecule: messenger RNA, 315 nt
Organism: Paramecium tetraurelia
Lineage: Eukaryota; Ciliophora; Oligohymenophorea; Peniculida; Parameciidae
Exons: 1
Source: RefSeq, a predicted model, not a curated record